Messenger RNA from Sabethes cyaneus, 599 nucleotides. RefSeq lists its product as uncharacterized. The record is from RefSeq and is a predicted model, not a curated record. NCBI's taxonomy places the organism in Eukaryota, Metazoa, Arthropoda, Insecta, Diptera, Culicidae. The coding region runs from base 77 to 541 and encodes 154 amino acids. Gene Ontology annotation, cellular component: BLOC-1 complex. The transcript is spliced from 4 exons.
GAAGCGAAUAACGCUGGAUCGGUGUUUUUGUAUCAAAAAGUGAUUUCUUCAAAAUCUUACAUCCAUAAGUUCCUGUAUGGCUCAAAAAUCAUUCCUUGUUGUGCCCGGAGAAGCAUCAGAAACUGACGAAGAAAAGGAUGAUUGUGGAGAGAUCGUAAAAAUUGAGAGCGGCCCGGAUGCUCCACCGCCCAUUAGCAUUACCCCUGCUGCCCUUCCACAGAGUGGCUCAUCGCAAGAACACGAUGACGAAGUUUUGGACCAAACUGCCUUCUCCGCAAUAGACUUUCAGCAAAUGCAGUUUCAACAAAUGAUAAACGAGCGCUGCGUUUCUCUUUUGAACGAGUUCAUCCACACGACGGCCAUUUCCGUUUCGAGGCAAUUGGCCGAAACCGAUAAUUUGCUGAUGAAAUCUCAGAUGGUGUUACAAAACACAACCGCCUCAGUCAGGAAGAUUAAUGAAUCAACGGAUCAAAUGGCUUCGAAAUUGGAGGACGCGCUUUCUUCCAACUUCAUUCCGAACAUUAAUAUUUCAUUUGACUGAACCGUAAAAAUCCCGGUUAUUUACUGAUCUGUAACAUUCACUUCAACAAUUGGGAAAG